Molecule: messenger RNA, 1255 nt
Organism: Papilio polytes (common Mormon)
Lineage: Eukaryota; Metazoa; Arthropoda; Insecta; Lepidoptera; Papilionidae
Product: uridine phosphorylase 1-like
Exons: 8
Coding region: 199-1197 (332 amino acids)
Biological process (GO): nucleotide catabolic process; uridine catabolic process
Cellular component (GO): cytosol; cytoplasm
Molecular function (GO): uridine phosphorylase activity
Source: RefSeq, a predicted model, not a curated record
UUUAAAUACUUUUUUAAACGGGCAGUAUUGUUCGGAUUUUUUAUAUGAAAAUCAAUAGUAAUAAAAUGCUUCUUUGUUGAUAUAAGUUGGAAAUUAAUUACUAGUUUAUUAGUUCUCUAAUAUUUGUUUUGAAAUUAAUUUAUUGUUGAAGUUUUUUUUGGCGUUUUUGUUAUUAUAAAAUCAGACUUUAGUGACAAUAUGCCAGACUGUGACUGUGAUUAUAUGUUACCAACUAAAGAAGGAUGGGAAGAGCACUAUGAUAAUUGUAUAAGCAAGUGGAAUUCAAAUGUUCCAUGUCCAAAAUAUGCAGACGGGUCUAUUCGUCUAUUGAAUAAGAAUCUAGCGGGAAUGCAGCAAGACUUCAUCUACCAUUUAGGACUGGAUACUGCUAAAUACGACUUAAAAUCCAUGUUUGGAGAUGUCAAAUUCGUAUGCAUGGGCGGGACCAAAUAUCGUAUGAAAGAAUUCGCCAAACACAUGGCUAAAAUAUUGAAUAUAGACUACGAAGCAAAUAAUCUAAGUAAGCACUCGCAUAGAUACGCGAUGUAUAAAGUGGGACCUGUCAUUUCUGUUAGUCAUGGUAUAGGUAUAUCUUCAAUGACGAUACUACUGCAGGAAAUAUUAAAAGUGUUAUAUUAUGCGAAAGUGAAGAAUCCGAUAAUCUUCAGAAUAGGAACUAGCGGUGGUCUGAAAAUACCUGCGGGUUCGAUCGUGAUAUCUUCCUGGGGUCUUAAUGGUACUUUGGAGAAGACAUAUGACCUUCCAGUUUUAGGUAAAAUUCGUAAAAUACCGUCUGUAUUCGAUAAGCGUUUGGUACAAGAACUCCAGUCUAUGGUGACUGAGGAAGAUGGAUUUAUCACAUAUAGUGGAGGAACUAUGGCGGCUGAUGACUUUUAUAGAGGUCAAGCGCGAUUGGACGGUCCGUUUUGUGACUACACGUCGGAGGAGAAGCAGUCAUACUUACAGCAUCUAUGUGCGCUGGGCGUGCGCAAUAUAGAGAUGGAGGCGACCGCGUUCGCCGCAAUGGCACGGGAAGCGGCUGUGCGCGCUGCAGACGUCUGUGUCACUUUACUGGACAGAUUGAAUGGAGAUCAGGUGACAACAGACAAGGAGUUAUUGUUAAAAUAUCAAGAACGUCCUAUGGUUAUAGUCGGAAGGUAUAUCGCCAAAUAUUACGAGAAGAUAAAUAAAACGUGAAUAAUUAAACACAUUUUAUAAUCAAGUAUAUAUAAAACAUUUAAAUCUACUUUUGUUU